Molecule: messenger RNA, 1719 nt
Organism: Drosophila innubila
Lineage: Eukaryota; Metazoa; Arthropoda; Insecta; Diptera; Drosophilidae
Product: carboxypeptidase B
Exons: 4
Coding region: 1-1719 (572 amino acids)
Biological process (GO): proteolysis
Molecular function (GO): metallocarboxypeptidase activity; zinc ion binding
Source: RefSeq, a predicted model, not a curated record
AUGAAUUCAACUGCCGCUAAACGUUACGAUUUGCUAUCAUAUCCACGCACAAGAGAUGCCCUUGUCAGGUUACCCUUCUUUGGCGGUGGCGUGACUCAACUCCUACGCUAUAUUCGACCCAUGGAGCAGGCGGGCAAAGGUCGACGAUCCGCACUACGCUCGGCACUGGAUGAGAACUACGUUAGCUAUGGGGGCGCCCAGUUGUGGAAGCUCAAUUUCAAUGGGACACGAAGGCGUGCCGAUAACUCAAAGGAUGCACAGUUCAAUCAUUUCGUUGAAGAGUUUGGUUUUAGCAGCGUCCCGUUAAUUCUAUGGCGAAGUGUAUCUGUGCCAGGGCUGGCCACUUUACCCGAUCUCUGGAUGCUCAACAGCAGCGAGCUGUAUGAGGCGACCUUUGAGAGUUUGCAGUGGCUUGUGCCAACUGAUCUGCGACGAUUCGAUUUCAUAUCACCGGGCUCAACAUACCAGAUCAAUCGACGGUAUCGAAAUAAUGCCUCGGUGCAUCGAUACUACGGCUAUCAGCUGUGGAAGUUGCACGAAACGCGUUUGGGUCAGCCUGAGUUGCGUGCUUUCAUUCGUUACUUUGGUAGCGAGGUCUGGAACGUCAAUCAUGACGGCAUCGAUAUUCUCGUGGAGCAUAAGAAUGUUGAGGCGGCACAAAAAUAUAUGGAACAGACUGCCUUCAGCUACAACAUCAUGAUCGACGACAUCGAGACUGCGAUCGAUGAGACCUACACAGAGGUCAGUGAUGCCGAUCUGGCGGAUAUCUCAAGUGCCAACUACUCACUGCCCUGGCUGAACCGUGAAGGUUCGCUUUUGACCUGGAGAAGAUAUCACGAUCAAGGUGAUAUACAACAGUUCUUGCAAAACAUUUUGGAAACACACUCCGACUUGGCAGAGAUCAUACAAAUUGGUCUCACACGCAACAAACGUCCUCUGGAAGUGAUAAGAGUCUCGAAUGGAAACCCCAAGAACUGGGCCGUCUUUGUUGAUGCCGGAAUACAGGCACGGGACUGGCUCAGUCCCGCCGCACUUACCUAUGCAAUAUCGAAACUAACCUGGUUAUGGGGUCAGGGCAGAGCGGAGAAGUCCAUGCGCCACAUAGACUGGUACUUUUUGCCAUUGGCCAAUCCCGAUGGUUAUCAGUACUCGCGUCUUACCGACCGUCUGUGGACCAAAAAUCGCAAUUACGACAGUAAUAGUGGCUGUUAUGGCGUUAACUUGGAUCGCAACUUUGACUAUGCUUGGGGCGAGGCGGGCUCUACGUCGAAUCCUUGCAAGAAUCUGUACCAUGGCGCCAAGAGUUUCUCCGAGCCCGAAACGCGAGCCAUGCGGAAUUUUCUGCUCGGCAUGCGCGACUAUUUGGGAGCGUAUGUCUCCUUUGGAGGAUAUGGUCAGGCGGUCACGUAUCCCUGGGGCGAUGCUGACUUCUUGACGCCCAAUCAACGUGAACUACGUCACACUGCCCGCCAGGCGAUCCUCAACUUUCGCCGCCUCAAUCACGCCGAGUAUAGCCUGGGCAGCAGUUAUCGCCAGAAGCUGGCAAGGCCGGGCAACGCAGCCGACUGGGUGCAGGAUCGCAUCGAGCCGCAGUUUGUCUAUAAUGUAUACCUAAAGGAUCAGGGACGUUAUGGUUAUUUAAUGCCGCCACACUACAUUCCCGAAUCCGGCGAGGAAGCUUUCGAAUUUCUCAGGACAAUAGCGCAACAGCUGCAAUAA